Plectropomus leopardus (leopard coralgrouper) is the source of this 3027-nucleotide messenger RNA. It is a transcript of the gene ube2j2, whose product is annotated as ubiquitin-conjugating enzyme E2, J2 (UBC6 homolog, yeast). The record is from RefSeq and is a predicted model, not a curated record. Lineage: Eukaryota; Metazoa; Chordata; Actinopteri; Perciformes; Serranidae.
ACGUCAUUUCCUCCUGUUGGCGAAAGCUAAAGCUACGUUGGUGUCAUCGCCUUAUCGGUUUGGGGGUUUGACAACAGAAACAACAGCCUUAUUUCGCGUCCAGCCACGAAUACCUGUUUUCACUGGAGUGUCUGGAGAGAUGAACAACAACGGGAAUAAGAGAGCUCCAACCACAGCCACUCAGCGACUUAAGCAGGAUUACCUCAGGAUAAAGAAAGACCCUGUGCCUUACAUCUGUGCAGAACCUCUCCCCUCCAACAUCCUAGAAUGGCACUAUGUUGUAAGAGGGCCUGAGAAAACACCAUACGAAGGGGGGUAUUAUCACGGAAAACUCAUAUUUCCCCGGGAAUUUCCUUUUAAACCACCAAGUAUCUAUAUGAUAACACCAAAUGGGAGAUUUAAAUGUAACACAAGAUUAUGUUUGUCCAUCACAGACUUCCAUCCAGACACAUGGAACCCUGCAUGGUCCGUCUCCACCAUCCUCACAGGUCUGCUCAGCUUCAUGGUGGAGAAGGGCCCCACUCUCGGCAGCAUUGAGACCUCGGACUACACAAAAAGACAGCUGUCGGCUCAAAGCCUGGCCUUCAACCUCAAGGAUAAAGUGUUCUGUGAGCUCUUUCCUGAUGUAGUCGAUGAGAUGAAACAGAAACAGAAGGCACAAGAGGAAUUAAGCGCCCGCACUCAGCCCCUCCCCUUACCUGAUGUGGUGCCUGACGGUGACCCUCAGCACGCCCACUACGGCCUCCCCGCCCUCAACGGUGGUCCCGUCCCCCUCGGGGGUGCCAAUCCCGCCCCUGGUCUGCAGCAGGCCAAUCGCAACCAUGGACUUUUAGGUGGCGCUCUUGCUAACCUGUUUGUGAUCGUAGGAUUUGCGGCGUUCGCCUACACAGUCAAGUACGUGCUGAGGAGCAUAGCCCAGGAGUGAGAGGAGCCGGUGUUGUGGGGCAGCGCUCCCCCCUGCAGGUGAGCCAGCUAGUGGACUCCACAUUCUACAAACACACUACGUGGGGGAGGGAUGUUCAGUCCUGGGUUAAACCCCUCCACGACCACCACAACCACCACCACCACCAUGGACUUAGGAAGAAGGAAACUCAAAGCCGACCGACACAGGAAGGAUUGAGAGGAGGAGGAGGAGGAGGUGGAGGAGUGGAUGGGAGUGGCAGUUGGGCCGGGGGAUUGGAGGGGCUUAUUAAAACGAUUGUGAUCCACUCUGUACUUAAGUGGUUUAUGUCAGCAGUUAGGAAACAAACUUGGCUCAUGGGUUGUGGAAGAGUGCAGAACUGAGGAUGUAGUUUGUUGCACUGCCCAGGAGGCAGGUCACAACAACAGAGAGAUGCUAAAAUGCACCAUUGUUGUCCUGCGUCAUGAACAUUACAGAUAAAAGCCCGUUUAAAUAAUGAAGUGGGUAACUCUCAGAGCGGGCCCCCCCCCCUUCAUGCAACUUUGACAAGAAUCAUUUCCACUGAAGUGUUUCUUGGUUAUUUAUAUUCAUACAGCUGAUACAGCGCCAAAUGUUUCCAACGUCAUGAGAAAAGAAGUGCCACAAGUAAAAGUUAUGUGGCAUUUUCAGUGUAAGUUGCCCAUGUUAUUAUUUGCAUUGGUGUUGGCUUUCCGUAUCAUGCCUUUUUGUAGAAUAGCAGCAAGGUAUCAGAUUUCAGAGUCCUUAAGCUUCAGUUCAAAAAACCGGUUUGUCUACCUGCAGUUCCACUACGUCAGAGCUGUAAAUGUUGGUGAAAUGGAAAUACAAGAGAAUUUUUUUAUCUGUUAAGGAUGCCUCGCUCAACAGAUAACAGCACACAUAAUCUUAAAUCAUACAGACACAGCUGAUGUGCUCUGAAUUUUACACACAUAACUGAAGUAUCACAUCCCAAUCAGUAACAUUAUCCUUGUCCUUAACUGCCCCUGUUAGUGACUGACAUGCCAAUAAUCGUUGAGUAUGUCUGCAUAUUUUAAGCACUGAUGGAACCUCAUAGGAACUGCCUCGUGUUCAUGUUGACCAACAGGGAAGGGAAGAUUAAUGAUCUGAGAAAGGUCAGUAAUGUUCUUAUCAGUCAGUGACACACAGUGUACACUUGUUAAACUACACAAGAAUAAAAAGCAAAAAAAAAAAGUCCCAAAAAACUGUACGCAACAAUGUGACACAUACAAGUAGAACUGCAUACACUUGUAAGUACCUCUGUAUCUCAUCAGUAGGUUGUGUUUUCUGCAUCAAAGCUCAUAUCUGAUUACAGAUGAAGCAAGUAGUGCAGAAAGUGGUCGUAGUGGUCAACAGUAUUGACAAGUCAAUUUAUAUCUGUAUUUCUCCUUAUAUAAAGAUAAAAAGCGUAAAACUUGGCGUGUCAGUUGGUGAAAAGAGCUGCUGAUCUUUGUUCAGGGUCUGAUGUGAGUCCAGACGUUCUUUCCUGUCAACCCAUGAGCCAAGCAGUGAACAGUGAACCCAGUGUCUGCACAGAAAUAAAUAGAGACCAGUACCUUUAUCAAUUGGCUUAGCUGACCAGUAUAGCACCACUCUAUAUAGGUCCAAGUAAAGAGACACAUGAAGAGAACCAACAUUUUGUUUCUGUAUAUUAUUUUCUUUUUUAUAUUUUAUUUUUCUUUGUGUUUUUGUUCUCUUUAUUUAUAGAAAUGGCCUCAGCUUGUUUGCCAAGAACGUGUUUAGUGUUUGCAAAGCAGGGCAAUGCGAGGCAACACACACAGACAGGCCAUGGCCCAGGCUCACAUAAUUGCUGAUAAUUUACUGUUGUGCAUUGCAUUUAGUAAAGAUGGUUCUACUGUGUAUCUAAUGUUUCAACAGCAAAACGAUCUGAAAGCAGAUUCGCCUUUCUAUUGCUCUUUUCUUGGCACCAUCUUUAAAAAAAAACAAAAACAAACUGAUCAUGAUGAUGAUGAUGGUGAUGAUGGGAGUGCGUUUGUGUGAUUAUACAGUAAAUGCCCAAAUUUCCAUGCUUCAGUUAAUCUUGUGUGACAUUGUAUGUUUUCAUAGUAAAUGCAAAUAAAUUACCCUGCUUGGCAGGGCAUUUUAGAAAA